UUUUUCUAUAUUUAGUAGCAUAUUGGAAAUAAUAACAGAACUCAUAUUCUAGUUAUUUUCUGAUGUUUGUCAUGAGAAAUUUAUGAAAACGUACGUUGAGAAAAAGUCUGAAGUACAACUCAAGUCUUGUCUAGGACCUGUCGGCCACAGGGAUACCUAGACCUGAUUGUUAAGGUCCGACGCUUGAGCAUUGGGGUCCCAAGUACGGAUGUUGGAAUUAAUCUAUUUUGAAAAGUGAUUUUUGAUGUUUAAAAGAGGGAGUGAAUUUCUUGAAUAAGAUUUUCAGACGAUUCAUAUUCUUAAAUGAUCCAAAUGUUAGAAAAUGAGGAAUAUGUUUGGAAUGUAAAAUUUCCACAAAAGGUGCACUUCCCUUGGGGAGAUGGACUUGUUUCGGGUAUUCAUGUGCAAAAAAUAACUGAUAAAAAUAACUUAAAAUGGACCAAUUUAUAGUUGAAGAAAAAGAUUAUUGUGGACUAUGCUCAUCAUCUUCACCUUUAUCAUUGGAUGUUACUUAUCAACCGUUGAUGGUUGUUGGUGGUUGUUGGUAGUGGUCACUGGCUUUUUACCGGUGAAAUAUAAGGAAGCUGAAUUUAAAGAUUAAGAUAAACAUUUCAAUCUAAUUAGUGAAUUCAACUAGAUUAAGCCAGAUAUUUUAGUCUAAUUAGCUUCCAUAUAUAUUAAAAGCUUUAGCAAACAUAAUUACAAGAAUAUAAUGAAAGAGAAAGAAAGAAGAAAAAAAUUAUUGAAAAAAUGAAAAAGAAAGGAAAGCUGGUCGGAGCUUCAAGCAAAUGAGGACGAGAUGAACGCUGGUGGCCGGAGGUGUCCAUCAACAUCUAAGAAAUAUCUCUCCUUGAAACUCCUCUCCCACCAAGUCUCCAUUUAUAAUAUCAUAAAAUUUAUUAAAUAAUAUAAAAAAUACUAUACAUUUUUCUCUUAUAAAAGUAAUUAAAAUGAAAAAAAGGUCCCUCCUCCGGUCCUUCCCCCUAAAUCCAAUGCUACAUCCUCAUUGGCCUGUCCCCAAGAAUCGCAUUCAUCGAAACCAACAUCGACCUCACAUAUGAUCACUCGAAAAAAGCUAAAGCUCGUAUCAACCUCACAAUAUUCCCAAGAUCCCUUCCGACGGUCAGGUGGAUCAUGGACUUGAAAGAAAGCCACACAAAUUGGAAUUCAGUCCGGAAAAGGACACGUACACUUGUCACAUACCAUUCAAAAAAGGGUACCCUUCGGAUGACGUGUCGGCUACCGCCCCACCCAUUUCUCGACCCCUCUCUUAUUCACACACACACUCUCCAGCUCCUUCUCGCCUAUCUUCUCAAAGCUCCCGAACGAGAUAGCAGCGAGGAUCGUUCAAGAACUGGAGCGGAGCCAGGGUGCCUCACGAGAAUCAAGAAGGACGAAACGCUAGCCAUUUGUUCAGCUCACUCUCAUUUUCCACAUGAGGAAAGGAGACAUUGCAAUGAGUGUGGAAGAAGGUUCCGGCUCAGCUCAGUCGGAUGGGUCGAUGGCCUCUUCUCCUGCAGGAACCCACCAACCUGGUAAUGAACUGGACACCCUUCACGGGGGUGGCCCUGAGGGUAACUCUGAUGAAAAUAAUGAGGGGCAGAGUUCAUCACCUGCAGCUCGUGAGGAGACCAAGGACGAUGGAGGAGAAGGCGCACGACUCCAAGCAUUGGCCGACCGCUCCUCGGGCCUGGACGAUUCGAAAGAGGAAGGGAAAGAAGAUAGAGGAAUGAACGGGCGGGAGAGGCUGAAGAGACAUCGGAUCGAAGUUGCGGGUCGGGCGUGGAUCCCCGAUAUAUGGGGGCAGGAGGAGCUGCUGAAGGAUUGGGUGGAUUGCUCCGCGUUCGAGGCUUCGUUCCUGCCCGCGAAAAUCAUGUCGGCUAAGGCUGCUUUGGUUGAGGAGGGAAGACGAGCUAAUUCCGGUGGACUGAGAUUAGAGAACAGGUGCUAGAGUUUUUCACCCUUUUUCUUCUAUUUAUUAGAGGCGUGUAACCAUAAUCACUUUUAGAUUAAUCUUGGCAAUGUGUUGAUUUCAAUGUGUGUUGUAUCGUCCGACCAGGAAUAUAAAUAAUGUUAAAGUGAUUUUCGGGAA
This is a messenger RNA of Eucalyptus grandis, 2092 nucleotides long. Its product is annotated as protein BIC2. NCBI's taxonomy places the organism in Eukaryota, Viridiplantae, Streptophyta, Magnoliopsida, Myrtales, Myrtaceae. Bases 1436 to 1951 code for a protein of 171 amino acids. The transcript has a single exon. Gene Ontology annotation, biological process: blue light signaling pathway. The record is from RefSeq and is a predicted model, not a curated record.